Messenger RNA from Megalops cyprinoides (Indo-Pacific tarpon), 5068 nucleotides. RefSeq names its product phosphorylase kinase, alpha 1a (muscle) (gene phka1a). Bases 242 to 3958 code for a protein of 1238 amino acids. Gene Ontology annotation, molecular function: calmodulin binding. Lineage: Eukaryota; Metazoa; Chordata; Actinopteri; Elopiformes; Megalopidae. The record is from RefSeq and is a predicted model, not a curated record. Gene Ontology annotation, cellular component: phosphorylase kinase complex. Gene Ontology annotation, biological process: glycogen metabolic process. The transcript is spliced from 36 exons.
UAUUUAUAGUCUGAUACUUUCUUCUGUUUUGUACCGAUCAAAACACACAGGACGCAUCGGAAACCGGUUGCAGAGCUGGAGAGCACAGCGGAGGAGGAAGGGAACGUGUGGACUAAAGAGUUAUUUUUUGCGUGUGAAAGUUGGCGGUCGUGCCUUGCAACAUUUUAGCGCAUUGUGACAAGUGAAAAACGAUGUCUGCAAACACCAAGAACUGAAGUUCGGUCAAGAGAGGACGAGCGACAUGAGGAGCCGUAGCAACUCCGGGGUCAAACUUGACAACUAUGCCCGGCUGGUGCAUCAGACUAUCCUCAGUCACCAAGAUCCGGUGACAGGGCUGAUGCCGGCCAGUGGGGAGCAGCCAGAUGCCUGGGUGCGCGACAACGUGUACAGCAUCCUGGCCGUGUGGGCCCUCAGUCUGGCCUACCGCAAGAACGCUGACCGGGACGAGGACAAGGCCAAAGCCUACGAGCUGGAACAGAGUGUGGUGAAGCUGAUGAGGGGGCUCCUGCAGUGUAUGAUGAGACAGUUGGAUAAAGUGGAGAAGUUCAAGUACAGCAAGAGCACCUUGGACUCCCUUCACGCCAAGUACAACACGCAUACCUGUGCCACAGUGGUGGGCGACCAGGAGUGGGGGCACCUGCAGGUGGACGCCACGUCGCUCUUCCUGCUGUUCCUGGCACAAAUGACUGCCUCAGGCCUGCACAUUGUGUACACUCAGGAUGAAGUCGACGUCGUUCAGAAUCUGAUGUUCUACAUUGAGGCAGCUUACAAAGUCGCAGAUUAUGGGAUGUGGGAACGAGGAGACAAGACAAACCAGGGGAUUCCAGAGAUCAAUGCCAGCUCCAUCGGCACGGCCAAGGCGGCGCUGGAAGCCUUGGAUGAGUUGAAUCUGUUCGGCGCCAAGGGAGGUCCUGGGUCUGUGGUCCACGCGUUGCCUGAUGACAUUCAGCACUGUCAGUCCAUCCUUAAUUCUAUGCUGCCAAGGGCUUCAACCUCCAAGGAAGUGGAUGCAGGGCUCCUCUCUAUCAUCUCUUACCCAGCCUUUGCAGUGGAGGACAUUAACCUGGUCAACAUCACCAAGGAGGAGAUCAUUUCCAAACUGCAGGGUCGGUACGGAUGCUGUCGGUUCCUCAGGGACGGUCACAAAACUCCAAAAGAGGACCCCAGCAGGCUGUAUUACGAAUCUGCCGAGCUCAAGCUGUUUGAGAACAUCGAAUGCGAGUGGCCUCUCUUCUGGACCUACCUCAUCCUUGACGGGAUCUUCAUCAACAGCCCAGAGCAGGUGCAGGAGUACCGUGAUGCUCUGGAUGGGAUUCUCAUUAAGCAGAAGCAAGGGGUGCGCCUGGUGCCUGAGCUCUACAGCGUCCCCCCGCACCGGGUGGAGGAGGAGUACGUGAAUCCCCACACGGUAGAGAGAGUCCCAAUGGGCAAGUGCCCUCUAAAGUGGGGGCAGUCACUGUACAUCUUGGGAAACCUGCUGGCUGAGGGGUUCUUGGCUCCUGGGGAGAUUGACCCUCUCAACCGCCGGUUUUCCACCAUCCCCAAGCCUGACGUUGUGGUGCAGGUGUCUAUCCUGGCGGAGACGGAGGAGAUUAAAGAACUCUUGCAGAAGCAUGGGAUAGACGUGCAGACUGUGGCAGACAUCCAUCCGAUUCGGGUGCAGCCCGCCAGGGUCCUGAGUCACAUCUACGCACGGCUCGGUCGCAACCCCAGGCUGGGGCUAACUGGAAGACCAUACCGUCGCAUGGGGGUCCUGGGAACCUCCAAGUUCUACAUCAUCCGCAACACCAUCUUCACCUUCACUCCUCAGUUCAUUGAUCACCAGCACUUCUACCUGGCCCUGGACAACAGGAUGAUCGUAGAGAUGCUGCGCACUGAACUGUCCUACCUGUCCUCCCGCUGGAGAAUGACCGGCCGCCCCACUGUAACCUUCCCCAUCUCACAGACCAUGCUGACUGAUGACCGCUCUGACCUGGAUCCCGCUGUGCUGGCCACUCUGAAAAAACUACAAGAUGGCUACUUCGGAGGGGCGAGGGUACAGACCGGGAAGUUGUCGGAGUUCCUGACCACUUCCUGCUUCGCUCACCUGAGCUUCAUGGACGGCGGUAAGCAGCAGCGCGGCGGCUAUGGCAGUGAUGACGAGGAUGACGACGGCUGCUUUGGUGAAGGAGCUCUGCAUGACUUGCACUUCGAUGAGUCUGACGACCUGACGCAGUACCUGGACCAGCUGCUGAUGAUGACGGCGCCCAAGCCGAUCCAGAAGAUCAGCGGGGCGAAGGCCGGGCUCGGCCGCUUCAGGGCCGCCGCCCACAAGACCCGCGAGAUGGUGUCGCUCGUGGCCAGGGCCAAGGAUCUGAACAUCCACAAUGUGCACAUGUACCUACCCACCAAGCUGUUCCGGUCCCCUCAGCCCUCCCUCAACCUGAUGGACUCGUCAGGCCCUCCUGAUAGCAGGGGCCCCCAGGUGGUGGUGACCGCAGAGUGCAACCUGCCCAGGGACGCGAGCGGGAACAUCGACUACGAGGCCCUGGUCCAGCUGCUGAAGGAGACAGACAAUCUCCAGGACCAGGCGGAUAUCCUUUACAUCCUCUACAAGGACAAGGGGAUGGACUGGGACACGCAGCUGCAUGGUAAGGGCACGCCGGUGCGGAGCCUGCUGGCGGACCUGUACGAGAAGGCCGGAGAGCUGCGGCACUGGGGCCUCAUCCGCAUGAUCUCGGGAAUGCUGAGGAAGAAGGUGGAGGAGCUGGAUGAGGCCUGCUCCGAUCUGCUGGCUCAUCAGAAGCACUUAACUGUGGGCUUACCGCCAGAACCCCGAGAAAAGACCAUCACCGCCCCUGUGCCUCCAGACCAGCUGGCGAGGCUGAUCGACGAGGCCAGCGAGAGCAACAUCAGCAUCGCCAUCCUCACGCAGGAGAUCAUGGUGUUCCUGGCCAUGAACAUCCGCACCCAGCCCAGCCUCUUCAGCGAGAUGUUCCGCCUCCGGGUUGGUCUGAUCAUUCAGGUCAUGGCAACCGAGCUCGCCCAGUCGCUCAACUGCUCAGGUGAGGAGGCCACAGAGAGCCUAAUGAGUCUGAGCCCGUCAGAGUUGAAGAACCUGUUGCACCACAUCCUGAGUGGGAAGGAGUUUGGAGUACAGAAGAGUGUGCGCUCCGUGGAAACCGGCGCCAGCCCAGCCAUCUCCAUCCAUGAGGCUGGCAACGUAGGCGCUACCAAGAGCGAGAGGGCAGGACUCACCAAACUGAAGAGUGACAUGAAGAUGAUGGAGGAACGUAGGUUGUCAUGGUCGGACCAGAGUCAGACAAUACCACCACGUUCACCUGACUCGGAGAACACUGAGUCCGGAGUAAGCGUCCAGCGGGGCAGGCUCCUCUCGCUGGACGGGUCCGAGGGCUCCGUCACAGUCCCCGUGGCCCCCGCGGCCCUGGACACCCGGCAGGGCCAGUGGCUGCGCCGGAGAAGGCUGGAUGGGGCCCUCAACAGGGUGCCCGUCGGCUUCUACCAGAAAGUGUGGAAGAUCCUACAGAAGUGUCAUGGCCUGUCCAUUGAGGGUUUCGUCCUCCCAUCCUCGACCACGCGAGAGAUGACUCCUGGGGAGAUUAAGUUUGCGGUGCACGUGGAGACUGUGCUGAACCGCGUUCCGCAGCCUGAGUACCGGCAGCUGCUGGUGGAGGCCAUCCUGGUGCUCACCAUGCUCGCCGACGUGGAAAUCCCCAGCAUCGGCAGCAUCAUCCACGUGGAGAAGAUCGUGCACAUCGCCAACGACAUAUUCUACCAGGACCAGAAAGACCUGGGAGCAGAAGAGAGCCUGCUGGAGAGAGACCAGUCCAACGGGAUCUGCAAGCUGCUGUACGACAGCGCCCCCAGUGGUCGAUUCGGCAGCAUGACUUACCUCACCAAGGCCGUGGCCACCUACGUCCAGGACUUCCUGCCCAGCGGCUCCUGCGCUCUGCAGUGAUGCGGCAUCAGGGAGCGUGCUUAUAGGUCAACCGGUCCAGUGCAAAGAUCUGGAGCGGGUCGCUUUAGGAUCACGGUCACUUUCUUUGAUUUUGUACCGAGGCAGCUCCUCUCUAAGGUGUCAGUAGGUGCAGUCCUUAGCGAAAGAGUCAGUUGUGGUCAGUUUACUAUCUAAUCCAGUGUUGAACAACUCAGUAAUAAAUUAUCGUAUGUAUAAAUUAUAAAACGUAUGAAACUAUUAAUGCUGUCAAACACUACUUUAAGUUAUUGUUCUUUCAUGGUCACAGUAGAUAAUAUUUUGUUACAGAGUGUUUUUGUUUUGUUUUGUCAUAAGUCUUUCUUUUUAAUGACAUCAGCCAGCAUGGGUCUUGGAAGAACAUUUUCCUUUGAGGAAAUGCUACAUGUUCUCACCUUGCUUUUCAAGUAAAAACUAACACUUCAGCAGUUACAGAAAUGGUUGAUUUUAGUGGUAUUUAAAAGGUGAAUCGAAUAAUGUCUGAAUAGUCUUGGAAUGCACAUCUAGUUGUUUCUUUUGUCAUUUUUAUAAACAUGUUUUUGAAAAACAAUUACAUAGACGUAUGUGUUUUUAAUAUGAAUAAAUAUAGAAAAAAAAAACUAUACGGUACAGCUCAAGUGUUGUCUGACCUUUAUAGUUAAAUUCAUGCGGGUGAUACCUGGAGCAGAAGAAAUUCAGAGCAACACGUUUUGAAAGAAUGGUGGAAACUACCCUGUGAACUCUUAACUUUAAAGUUCUUAUCAUUGGCCGACUCCCUAUUCUGAGAUCAUGACAACUGUGAUGUAGCAAAUUGUAGCAUAGUGUGCCUUGCUGCACGGUUUACAAUGAAGAGGGAAUGGUAUGCCACUUAGUCAUUGUGAUGCUUGUGCCUUUAUUUGGAAAGAAUAGAAAAGAUAACGAUCUGCCGCUUACGUGAUUUAGUGUCACACUCCUGAGUAACAGCACAAACUUCGACUGAAAAGACUGAUUUGCUUGGUAUGUCAUAAUUUCAGUGAUCAUACAUUUAACCUAUAGAGCAUUACAUGUCAGUCAUUUUACAAUUUGCUUCAAAAUGGUGGCAGGGCUGCACUUUGUGUCCGAUGUAAACACAAUAAA